GACGAGAUAAGGAGCGGUUGAGAGAGAUGGGGAGGGCGAAAGCAGCAGAGCUGAUCAAGAAGAAGCGGUGGGUGAUAUGGCAGCAGUGGCGUUUGUGGUGGGGCGAGGAGGAGGAAUUACACGCAACUGCCACUGCUGCCGCGGGGUUAUCCCUUGGCUCAGCAUCCAAGUCUGUCCGCGAGGCAAAUGCGGCCGGUAUUCCUGUUAAAGCCCUCGCUCUUGCGUCCCGGAUCCGUGUUUCUUCACCUGGCCGCACUUCUUGGGCUGCUGCUUCCCGCCGGCCUGCCCAGGUUCCCCAGGCAGCCGACCGGGACGUUGAGUGUGUUUCUCCCUCUCGCCUUCUCGCUCUCUGCACCCCUUUCGCCACAGCAAAUAACGAGGAGGCUGCAGAAAUACUUGCUCUCUUGAAUCCUCCCUCUCGCUCCAGGCGCCGCCCAAGCUUCCUCACUCGCUCCAGGCCUCGCGCAAGUUCCAAUGCUUGCUCCACUACUCGCAACACCCCUCGCUCUCGCUCCACUCCUCUCGUCCCAUCUGCUCCUGCCACGCCCGAGCCUGCUCAGAGGGCUGUGCCGGCUCCUCCUGAUCCGGCUGCUGUUCAGUCUCUUGAGCUGCAGCAGCAGGAGCAGCAGGGGGGGGAAGAGCACCAGCAGCAGCAGCAGCAGCAGCAGGAGCGGCAGGAGGAGUAUGGAGUCCCGCAGAAGUAUUUCGGCGUGUCGUUCCGCUACAACAAGUGGGAGAUCCGUAUUUCCGUGUCAGCCGCACUCAAGAAGCGGUAUGGGCUGGGGGAGCAGCUUUACUGCGCGCGGUGGGAGCGGGAGCAAGGGGAGGAGGCGGCAGCAGCAGCAGAAGCAAUUCAUUUCGUGCUGGGGAGAAGGCCGAAGAGAGCAUACGAGUUUAUCACAGAGGAGGAGAGAGAGCGGUUGAGAGAGAUGGGGAUGGAUCGGGCGAUGAGGCUGAUCAUGCAGGGCAAGUGGAAGACAUGGCGGGAGUGGCGGCCGGGGCACGAAGGGGAGGAGGGAGCGGAAGGGGGGGAAGAGGGGGAGGUGGGAGGAGGAGGAGGGGUGGUGGGUGGUGAGGGGAUGGAGUUGGGAGGUGAGACGGGCGGUGGGGACGGGGGAGUGGGGGGAGUGGGGGAAGUGGGGGGAGUGGGUGGGGUAGAGGGUUUUUCGAGGCCGAAGAGGAAAAGAGCUCCAAGGAGGGUUGUGAGGGAGGGGAGGGAUGAUGCUGAAUCUGGGGGUGAGUGUGGUGAGGGGGGAGUGGGUAGUGCGAGGGGAGGGAGAGGGAGAGGAGGGAGGGGGGGAAGAGGAGGGAGGGGAGGGAGUGGAGGUGGGGCAAGGAGAGUAAGGGGAAGAGGAAGAGGAGGGGGAGUGGCAGGGGGAGGAGGUAGAGCGGAAAUGGUUGGCUACACUGAUCUGGCGGGGGGUGAGGAGGAGGUGUUGUAUGAAACGGGGGAGGAGAGAUGGAGUGCGAGGGGGUUCACGUGGGACGAGGGGCACGGUGGGGGGGGCAGGGGGGGAGGUGCGAGGGACGGCGAAGGAGGGUGGGAGGAGGAAGAGACAGAGGAGGGGGGGGACGAGGGAGAGGAGGGUGGGGGUGGGUGGGAGGAGGAAGGGUGGGAUGAGGAGGCGUGGGAGGAGGAGCUGUAUAAUGCGUACCGCUUGAGGGAGAUGCUUGGAGGGCUCAUGUGA
Molecule: messenger RNA, 1688 nt
Organism: Closterium sp. Naga37s-1
Lineage: Eukaryota; Viridiplantae; Streptophyta; Zygnematophyceae; Desmidiales; Closteriaceae
Source: the annotation of a GenBank genome assembly